Gossypium raimondii (Peruvian cotton) is the source of this 2984-nucleotide messenger RNA. RefSeq names its product extra-large guanine nucleotide-binding protein 3-like. Gene Ontology annotation, biological process: adenylate cyclase-modulating G protein-coupled receptor signaling pathway. Lineage: Eukaryota; Viridiplantae; Streptophyta; Magnoliopsida; Malvales; Malvaceae. Gene Ontology annotation, cellular component: heterotrimeric G-protein complex. The transcript has 8 exons. The record is from RefSeq and is a predicted model, not a curated record. The coding region runs from base 217 to 2829 and encodes 870 amino acids. Gene Ontology annotation, molecular function: guanyl nucleotide binding; G protein-coupled receptor binding; GTPase activity.
UUUAUUUUCGCUUUUAGGUAACUCAUUUUUCCAACUCGAACUCCUUCAACCUGAGUCAUAUACUCUGAAAGCGUCAAAUAUAACGGACUGAUUCUUCAGCGUUAAUUUUUCCUCCGUUUACUUUCUGCCAACUCCCUAACGGCUGCCGUAGCUGCCACCUGAGGUGGAAGCUCGGACUCGAACUCAGAGAUUCAGAAACUCGGAAUCUGACUCACCAUGGCAGCUAAAGAAGCUGAAGAAGAGAACAGAGCAUGGGAAGAUGUAAUUAGAAGAAUGCUACCGGUCGGAGCUCCGUUACCGGACGAGGAUCAUCUCGAUUACUCGAUCGCUAUUGAAUAUGAAGGUCCUCCUAUUCCUUAUGAUGUUCCUCGUGUUGAUCCACUCGAUCUCGAUUCCCUUUCUGCUUCUGAUAUAUCUUCUAUUCCUGUCGCUGCUUCAAUCCCUAGUAAACCUAAAUUCUCUAGUUUUAAAAAGAAUCGGUAUGCUGUUAGAAAUGGAAGUCCUUUAGAAAGUCAGAGACCCUCUUCAGCUUCAAGAUCUCAGAUUGAUUCUCGAAACGGGGAUUAUGAUUCUGAGAUCGAGGUUGAUAAGUCGCCGCCACCGCCGCCGCCGGAGCAGUCUCAGCAGCAGCACCCUGAUAAGAAGAAUGUUGUUGUGACGUUUAAUACGCCGAAAGAUUCGGAAACUGAUGAUGGUGAAGCAGAAGAAGAAGAUGAUGAUGAUGAUGGGUACACUUCUUCGCAAUCCAGCGUGGCGGGUCGUGGUGCUUUAUUGGAAAAUGUGGAAACGAGGGGGAUAGUGAAGCAGAAGAAGAGAGGGAUUUGUAGCAGGUGUGGGAAACGGAGUAGAUUGAAGGAAAGAGAGGCGUGUUUGGUUUGUGAUGCGAGGUAUUGUAACAACUGUUUGCUUAAGGCUAUGGGUUCAAUGCCUGAAGGAAGGAAGUGUGUGAGUUGCAUUAAAAAGCCUAUUGAUGAAGCUAAGAGGUCUAGACUUGGGAAGAGUUCCAGGCUAUUGAGGAAAGUUUGCAGUCCCUUAGAGGUUCAGCAAAUAAUGAAGGCUGAGAAGGAAUGCGCGGCCAAUCAAUUGAGGCCUGAGCAGUUGGUUGUGAAUGGGAGACAAUUGAAUCAUGAAGAAUUGGCUGAGCUUUUUGGGUGUCCAGUACCACCUCAGAAGUUGAAGCCUGGCAGGUAUUGGUAUGAUAAGGAUUCUGGAUUUUGGGGAAAGGAAGGGGAAAAGCCUGACAGUAUAAUUAGUUCCAAGUUGAAUAUUGGUAGUAAGCUGAAAAAGGAUGCUAGCAAUGGGAAUACAAGGGUUUUCAUCAAUGGCCGCGAAAUCACAAAGACUGAGCUUAGAGUGUUGAAGCUGGCAAAGGUACAAUGCCCCAGGGAUACUCAUUUCUGGGUAUACGAAGAUGGAUCUUAUGAGGAAGAAGGUCAAAAUAACAUCAAGGGCAAGAUAUGGGAAAAGGCUUUUACUCGUUUCUGUUGUUCAUUGUUUUCCCUGCCUGUACCUCCUACAAAUCCUCAUGGGCCACAAGAAGAUCCAACUACCUUUUCAGGGAGGUCAGUGCCUGAGUAUUUGGGGCAUGGAAGGGUACAGAAGUUGCUACUAUUUGGGUUGGAAGGAUCUGGAACCAGUACCAUCUUCAAGCAGGCAAAGUUUUUAUAUGGAAAUGGAUUCUCUCCAGAAGAGAUGGAGAACAUCAAGCAUAUGAUUCAAAGUAACAUGUACAAGUAUCUUAGUGUAUUACUUGAAGGACGAGAGAGAUUUGAAGAAGAAGCUUUAUCGGAGUUAAGAACUAACAAUUUGGAUGCUGAAAAGUCUGAUUCAGAUGAAACAGGAAUUGAUGGAAGUAACCAGUGUAUCUAUUCAAUUAACCCAAGGUUCAAGCAUUUUUCUGAUUGGUUAUUGGAUAUUGUGGCUAUGGGAGACUUUGAUAAAUUCUUUCCUGCCGCAACCCGGGAGUAUGCACGUACUGUAGACGAGCUCUGGAAGGAUCCUGCCAUUCAGGAAACAUGCAAGAGAAUCGAGGAACUCCAUCAUCUUCCAGAUGUUGCCAAAUACUUUCUGGAAAGGGCUGUUGAAAUAUCGAGCAAUGAGUACGAACCUUCAGAAAAGGAUAUAUUGUAUGCCGAGGGAGUUACUCAAAGUAAUGGUCUUGCCUCCCUUGAAUUCUCAUUUGAUGAUAGAAGCCCCAUGUCUGAAAUAUACGACAACAACUUCGAAUGCUCUCCUUCCUUGACCAAGUACCAACUAAUCCGAAUAAAUUCCAAGGGACUUCAUGACGGUUGCAAAUGGCUAGCAAUGUUUGAAGACGUAAGGGCAGUGAUCUUCUGUGUUGCUUUAACCGAUUACGACGAGAUGUGGUCCCGUGGUACAGGCCCCAUCUAUAACAAAAUGUUGGCGAGCAGAGAUAUGUUCGAGAAUCUGGUGAGACACCCAUCGUUUAAAGAAAUCCCUUUCGUGCUUUUGUUGACCAAAUACGAUGCCUUGGAGAACAAGAUAAACCGAACCCCUUUAUCCACCUGUGAAUGGUUCAAAGAUUUCAGCCCCUUAAGGCCACACCACAACCACCAUGCCCUGGCACAACAAGCAUACUAUUACGUAGCGGUGAAAUUCAAGGAACUAUAUUCAUCGAUAUGCGGCCAAAAACUGUUUGUUUGGCAAACUAAAGGCCGAGAACGCAGAUCAAUUGAUGAAGCAUUCAAAUAUAUAAGGGAAGUACUGAAAUGGGACGAAGAGAAAAACGAGAACAUGUACGAAAUCCAUGGGGACGAUUCGUUUUACAGUACAGAAAUGAGUUCAUCUCCUUAUAUAAGGCAAGAAUAAUUGCAGAUUUGAUUUAUUUAAAAGAUUCAAUAUCUGUAUAGUUUAUUUGUUUGGACAUGGAAUAAUUAGGAUGCAAAAUCCUAUUACCAUGUAUAUGAAUUAUAAUUUUUUACUAAACAACUUUGGAAGGGAUAAUAUAAUUUUUGGCCCCUGAA